GUGGGUGAGCAGUGGGAACUUUUCUUUAAGAUUCAAAAAUUAAAAACCAAAGCGCACCAAAUUCCCAAAAUUCCCCGCCACUGCCGCCAUGGCCAUAGAUCCCAACCACACCACCACUACAGCCACUGCCGCCAUGGCCACCACCACAGCCACCUCCACUGUCCCCACAACCACCACGAGACCUAUAAGACCCAUAUCAUCUUCUCCUGUUCCGCCUAAUCUGUACCCAAGCCAAGCCCUCCCAAUUCGAACCCAAUCACCAUCAGCAUCACCAGUAGCAGCAGCAGCACAUCACAAUCAGGGGGUUCUUUACCCAGUGGCUUCUUCAGGCCGAGGCUUCAUUCCCAGGCCCAGUUGGCCCGCCACUGCCGGAGGCGAACACACAGUCACUGUGGCCAACGCCGGAGGAGGAGGAGCUGGAGCUGCCUACCCAUCUCGGCCCUUACUCAAUUUCCCUCCUCAGCAGCCUAUUUCACUGCAAUUGAUAAGACCCACCUACAACUUGGCACCAUCUCCUCUUCCUCCUUCGAUUAAGGGCCUUCCCCUUUCUUCAACUCCCGAGGUUUCUACUUUUCUGUUUUUUGUUGUUGCUUGUUGUG
Molecule: messenger RNA, 599 nt
Organism: Prunus mume (Japanese apricot)
Lineage: Eukaryota; Viridiplantae; Streptophyta; Magnoliopsida; Rosales; Rosaceae
Source: RefSeq, a predicted model, not a curated record